CCGGCUCCCCUGGCAGUCCGGACCGGACCGGACCGGACCGGACCGGGCUCGAGGGCGCCCCUCUGGAUGGGGACGGAGUCGGAGCGUCCGGAGCCCACGUGCCAACAGCAGUUCGAAGCGGCGGUCGGCGUCGUCCAGAGUCUGCCCAAGAAUGGCUCCUACCGGCCCUCCUACGAGGAGAUGCUGCGUUUCUACAGUUUCUACAAGCAGGCCACCGUGGGCCCCUGCCCCAUCCCCCGGCCCGGCUUCUGGGACCCCAUCGGCCGCUAUAAGUGGGACGCUUGGAACAGCCUGGGCCGGAUGUCCAAGGAGGCGGCUAUGACAGCCUACAUCUCGGAGAUGAAGAGGGUGGCUCAGAAGGUGAUUGACACGGUGCCCCUGGACGAUGUGGAGGAGGAUACGUUUGGCUACUUCGAGCCCCUUUACGCCGUGAUUCCGGACAUGCCAAGGCCCCCGGAGACCUUCCUCCGCAGGAUCUCAGCAGCCCAGGCCUCGGGAGACCUCGCUGUCCACACCAUAGCCCCCAGCCGCCCAGAGGGCGAGGUUUGGGGGGACCCUGUGGAGCAGCCGGACCGGCCGGAGCCCGAGCAGAGCUCGGCCCCCAGGGAGACGCCCCCAGGACCCUCGGAGGGACGGGGCAGCCCCAAGCCCCCAGAAGACAGAGUUCAGGGGUCAACCCGGUGCUGGGACUCCGGCCCUUCAGCCCAUUUUAGGGAUGAGAAGGGGGCCGAGCACCAGGAGGGUCCUCCGGGAGUAGACCGGCCCGCCGAGGAGGCCCGGCCCGGCCCGGAGUCCGCGGCCGCGGAGAGGGGACCGGACCUGCGGCUCACCGGGACCGUGCGGGCCCUUCAGGACGGGAUGGCCGAGGUCCAGCGGCGGCUGCGGGCCCUGGAGCGCCUGCCACCCGCCGGGCAGAAGCGCCUCUCCCGACCCCUCCGUGUCUCCGGCCGGACGUUGGCCUUCCUGGUUUUGUGGCCGUUCGUGGCCCAGUGGCUGUUCCGGCGUCUCCGAGCCCGGAUGAGGUGAAAACCCUCGCUUUCCGACCAGUACGUCGCCGGAGGUUGCCCCUUCCCGCCGUGGGCAGGCCGCACGCCAAGCCCGGGCUGCCCACCCACGACCCCCAGGACUCCCGCCGCGAGGACUUCGUCGGUCGCCCCUGCCCCUGGCCAGGAGGACGCCCUCGGACCCUGGCAGAGGAGCCCCAUCCUCAUCAAUCGUCUUGAUUGAGCGCUUACUGUGUGCAGAGCACUGGACUAAGCGCUUGGGAAGUCCAA
This is a messenger RNA of Tachyglossus aculeatus (Australian echidna), 1274 nucleotides long. It is a transcript of the gene ACBD4, whose product is annotated as acyl-CoA binding domain containing 4. NCBI's taxonomy places the organism in Eukaryota, Metazoa, Chordata, Mammalia, Monotremata, Tachyglossidae. Gene Ontology annotation, molecular function: fatty-acyl-CoA binding. Gene Ontology annotation, biological process: fatty acid metabolic process. The transcript has 9 exons. Bases 67 to 1026 code for a protein of 319 amino acids. The record is from RefSeq and is a predicted model, not a curated record.